UAUAGUUUAUAAAUUAAAAGUUGAUAAGUCCUAUAAGGAUAGGGAGUUUGCAACCUCAGGGAGUUUUCCUGGUGAAAUCAGGAACUGAUCCCCCUACACAGAGUACAAGCAGUAACCCUAAGAGGCAGGCCACUCCAGAUUGGUAGGUGACAGGUUUAAUAAGCAAGGGAACUUACUUAGGCAGCUUGUCUCGGAUGGCUGCAAGAUGAGAUCUCCAUCCAGAUUCUUAAGAGUUUAUAUAGAGGACUUAAUAUGGUUUGGUUACCUAAUGUCCAGAUGGUCUCAACAACACGUUACUCACAAGGCUACCUCCUAUAGGUGCUUUCCAGUACAGAAACAGUGGGAGCAAUGUAGUUCCAAGAACAGAGAACGAGGUGAGGAGUCUCUGCCCGCUUUAUCUCUCGUGUCUACUGGAGGUCAGACACUCAACAAGGUCAACACUCCCUAAACUGAACCUGGUUACCGGCUCUGAUUCUACUUAAAGAGCAGAUGUACUGGACCCACGAAGCAGAAGCAGGGUUAGGAGAAAGACACGAGAAUGAAGGAGCCUUCCUCCCGUGAGACACGAGGUAAGGAACUCAGACUUGAAAGGCUGUCUCCGGCGACAACUUUCAGGAACCCGCAAGGAGAGGAGCGCGAAGACGGCACCGCCCACCUCGGCAAGGCGCCGGCACUGGGCUUCCGGCGGCGGACUUAGUCUUUCCAGGCACUUCCGCCUCAGCCUCCCGGGAAGCCGGGCACUUCCUUUCCCAGGGUCUCUCCCGCCGACCACGACACCAGCAUGGCAGGCGCUGAGUUGCGCACGGCGCUCGAGCAGCGGCUCGGCGCGCUCGCCAUCCGCACGGAGGUGGUGGAGCACCCGGAGGUAUUUACAGUUGAAGAAAUGAUGCCUCAUAUCCAACAUCUGAAAGGAGCCCACAGUAAGAACUUAUUUCUUAAAGACAAAAAGAAAAAGGGCUAUUGGUUGGUGACAGUUCUUCAUGAUAGACAAAUUAAUUUAAAUGAUCUUGCCAAGCAGUUAGGUGUUGGGAGUGGAAAUCUGCGGUUUGCUGAUGAAACAGCCAUGCUAGAAAAACUAAAAGUUGGCCAAGGCUGUGCCACACCCCUGGCACUCUUCUGUGAUGAUGGAGAUGUGAAAUUUGUACUGGAUUCUGCUUUUUUGGAAGGUGGACAUGAAAAGGUGUACUUUCAUCCAAUGACCAAUGCUGCAACCAUGGGAUUAAGCCCUGAAGACUUUGUUACAUUUGUGAAGAAGACAGGACAUGAUCCCAUAAUACUAAAUUUUGAUAAAAACUAAUUGGGCCAAUAUUUAGAAUACAUGUUUCUGAAAGCUGUUUUUAUUUGUAAUUUGUAAAAAGCAUUAAAAGUGAUAAUAUUUAGCA
Pteropus alecto (black flying fox) is the source of this 1382-nucleotide messenger RNA. Its product is annotated as prolyl-tRNA synthetase associated domain-containing protein 1. Bases 782 to 1297 code for a protein of 171 amino acids. Lineage: Eukaryota; Metazoa; Chordata; Mammalia; Chiroptera; Pteropodidae. The record is from RefSeq and is a predicted model, not a curated record. The transcript has 2 exons. Gene Ontology annotation, molecular function: aminoacyl-tRNA deacylase activity.